CAUGAGCCGACAAGAUGAUAAACACUGUCAUGUUGUGGCAUGUUUCUGUGUCUCAAAUUACGAAUUGUCUCGGUCAAGCAGCCUGCGGUUAAUGAACACAUGAAUGACUUUACCAGCUCAAUUAUGGGACGAAGAAAUGAGAAUGAAGAUGGUGUUAUUCACAGAGCGACAUCUAUGAGGUUCUUGCCUGUUGAGAUGGUGGCUCUGAUCCUAAAUUAUGCGGAAUCGCCCAUUCUUCGAAGAUGCCGUCAAGUUAAUCGUCAAUGGAACGAAAUAGCUUCCGAAAUCUUGCAGAACCGUGCCGACUACCCCUUACAUUUUGAAUUUACCGAUGGAAAAUUUGCCCAAAAACUUGUGGAAAAACAUUGUGCCGAGGUGUUGUUCAACAAACAAUGCAGGAUAUCGAAAUUCGGCGCGAAGAAUUUAAAAUGUCUUGUCCGUUGUGUGCGAAAUUCAACACAUUUUCCGGUCACAAAUUUUCGCUUCGAUGGGAUACGGGGUACAGAAUCACGACACACAAGUAGUUUGCUAAAAUACGUACGCUCCGGCUUUGGAUCUGAGCCUGAAGAGAUACUGGGAUGCAAAUACUUGAGGAAAUUAGUAACAAUUGUUGGGAAAACAAUGCGUAUACUCAAAGUCACCAUAAAGUCAGGAAAAUGCGAUGAGAUUCUGCGAAUAUUACUUGAAAAUACUCCAAACCUUGCAGACCUCCACAUUACCUUUCCAAGUAAUUCGAGGGAAAAUCCGUCAACCAUUCGACUUAUGGUUGACUCCCGUAAAUUGGAAUUUGCUAAGCUAAAUGCUUUGCGUUUCAACGCCUCGUGUCGACAAUAUCCGAAAAUUAUGGAAGAUAUCCUCACAGCAUCGCCAAACUUGAAAAACAUUCGUUUCACAUGCAGUAUUGAAGCAAGAGACUUCGAAUUGUUGCGGCUAACGAACAAAUUGCAUUGCCUUAAAGAAGUUAAUGGAAUAGAUCUGUCCGAUGAGGACACAAUUGCUUUGAUACAAAGGUUUCCGCAAUGCAUGAACCUUCAGUUGUCCAAUUUGACCGUCUUACUUAGCACUGGCCAACAACCGAUUUUGAGGACAACCGACAUCGUAAACCAGAUAUUCGAUUCAAGUAAAGACGAAAUUGAGCUUUUAAUAGUCAUGAAUUUGAGACCGAUACCCGAAUUAGUUUUUCCGAAAUUCGAAAUGUUGAGCAAUCUUAUGCUGCGCUUCGAAACGGACACGUGGAUUCCUGUAAUAUUGGAGUUCCCCGAUAAAUUUCCAAAUUUAAGGGAAUUGUAUAUUGAGUUUAACGAUUAUGUCAACGACCCUAUAUGCGAUGGACCGUUAAAACCUUGGCCAAGUGUUGAGGUUUUGAGAAUUUCGAUGGUAAACAGACAGGUCAUUGGCAAACUAAUGAGGAUGGUUCCGAAUGUGAAACGUUUGUUAAUAAUGCAGGAUAAAAGUUUUCGGUUGAGACGGGGCGCACAAAUCAGCUUUGAAGAUAUUUCCACUUAUUUACCCAAAUUAACGAUGCUCGGUUGGAUGGUUCACGCAUGCACACACCUUUCGUUCAUGCACGAAUUGGAUGCAUUAAUAACUGGACUACCUGUAGAUUUGUGUAAGAAAUUAUCAACCAAAUUCCGUGAUAAAACCAAAUUGUCAGAGAAGGAAAUCUCCCACUAUCACUCGAAACGACAGCGGUCAUCAAUUCUCGAUUUGAAAGCAUUGAACCAUUUUUGCGUUGACUUUUUUGUAAACAGCGGAAACGUAAAUUGCGGCUGUGUGAAUGGUGACGGUGAUGCGAAAAGCGGACUUAUACUUAACGAGAAAGCAGAACUUAAUGCUACAAAUAUGUUUUACGUUGUAGGGUUCACAAAUGUCAGUAAGUUUUUGGGAUUUGAUCGAAUCCCCAAUUUAAGAAUCAUACCCCACAAGUGUCAAAAUUAGUGAGUAAAAUAGCUGACGUAAUUGUUCGGAAUUUUGUAUUUUGCCUUGUGUGGUUGCAGCUGGAGCCGAAAACGCCCCCCACAUGGCAAAAAAUUCCAAGCAACGACGUAAUCUACUUUUCAUACCUAGGACCCGAAAAGAGCGACUUCGUCGCACUUUUUCUCCGUCCUGUAUGAAAAAUACUAUUCGU
Bradysia coprophila is the source of this 2128-nucleotide messenger RNA. RefSeq lists its product as uncharacterized. The record is from RefSeq and is a predicted model, not a curated record. Lineage: Eukaryota; Metazoa; Arthropoda; Insecta; Diptera; Sciaridae. Gene Ontology annotation, molecular function: protein binding.